AUGGGUGCCUGUUUAUCUAUUUGUCUACGAUACGAUGAAUAUGGGAAUGGAAAUCAUGAGAAUGGAGAAACUGACCCAUUGAUGCCGGGGAAUUAUGAAGAUAAUGGAGAGAUAAGUGCCGCUAGGAGAAAAGAUGAGCUUGAUAAGAUUGUCAAUGAGACAGUAGCGAGCUUUGUUGAUAUCUCAUCAUUUUUAGACAUCAAGCAGUCAGUUCCAGCGAAAGAGUUUUUAAAGGAUGCGCAGAAGAAAAACUUCAGAUUUGGUAAUGGGAUGGUGAACCAAUAUGUCGCAGAAAACAUUGACCAGCAUUAUAUCAAUUUAACAUCAGAGUCAGUAUCACCAGAAAUGAAAGAUAGAUUAAAGAGCUGCUCUAAAGAAAUCAACCAGAACUUGGAAAAUCUUUUAGGUAAAUUGGGUGAGGGCAUGCCAAGUGGGAAAGUUGUGGGGAAACUAUAA
This is a messenger RNA of Saccharomycopsis crataegensis, 456 nucleotides long. RefSeq lists its product as uncharacterized. NCBI's taxonomy places the organism in Eukaryota, Fungi, Ascomycota, Saccharomycetes, Ascoideales, Saccharomycopsidaceae. Bases 1 to 456 code for a protein of 151 amino acids. The record is from RefSeq and is a predicted model, not a curated record. The transcript has a single exon.